This is a messenger RNA of Chinchilla lanigera (long-tailed chinchilla), 4102 nucleotides long. RefSeq names its product glutaminase (gene Gls). NCBI's taxonomy places the organism in Eukaryota, Metazoa, Chordata, Mammalia, Rodentia, Chinchillidae. The coding region runs from base 149 to 1624 and encodes 491 amino acids. The transcript has 17 exons. The record is from RefSeq and is a predicted model, not a curated record. Gene Ontology annotation, molecular function: protein binding; glutaminase activity. Gene Ontology annotation, biological process: L-glutamine catabolic process.
UAAAAUAAAACAGGGUCUGUUACCUAGCUUGGAAGAUUUGCUGUUUUAUACAAUUGCAGAAGGACAAGAAAAAAUACCUGUUCAUAAAUUUAUUACAGCACUCAAAUCUACAGGAUUGCGAACGUCUGACCCCAGGUUGAAAGAGUGUAUGGAUAUGUUAAGAUUAACUCUUCAAUCAACGUCAGAUGGUGUCAUGCUAGACAAAGAUCUUUUUAAAAAAUGUGUUCAAAGCAACAUUGUCUUGCUGACACAAGCCUUUAGGAGAAAGUUUGUCAUUCCUGACUUCAUGUCCUUUACCUCACACAUCGAUGAGUUGUAUGAAAGUGCUAAGAAGCAGUCUGGAGGAAAGGUUGCAGAUUAUAUCCCUCAACUGGCCAAGUUCAGUCCUGACUUAUGGGGUGUGUCUGUCUGUACAGUAGAUGGACAGAGGCAUUCUAUUGGAGAUACCAAAGUUCCCUUUUGUCUUCAGUCCUGUGUGAAACCUUUGAAAUACGCAAUUGCUGUCAAUGACCUUGGAACUGAAUACGUGCAUCGUUAUGUGGGGAAAGAGCCAAGUGGAUUAAGAUUCAACAAAUUGUUUUUAAAUGAAGAUGAUAAACCACACAACCCUAUGGUAAAUGCUGGGGCCAUUGUUAUAACUUCGUUAAUAAAGCAAGGAGUAAACAAUGCUGAGAAAUUUGACUAUGUGAUGCAGUUUUUGAAUAAGAUGGCUGGUAAUGAAUAUGUUGGAUUCAGUAAUGCCACGUUUCAGUCUGAAAGAGAAAGUGGAGAUCGAAAUUUUGCAAUAGGAUACUACUUGAAAGAAAAGAAGUGUUUUCCAGAAGGUACAGACAUGGUGGGCAUCCUGGACUUCUAUUUCCAGCUCUGCUCCAUUGAAGUGACUUGUGAGUCAGCCAGCGUGAUGGCGGCAACCCUGGCGAAUGGUGGCUUUUGCCCGAUCUCUGGUGAGAGAGUCCUGAGUCCUGAAGCUGUUCGAAACACACUGAGUUUGAUGCAUUCCUGUGGCAUGUAUGAUUUCUCAGGGCAGUUCGCUUUUCAUGUUGGUCUUCCUGCAAAAUCUGGAGUUGCUGGAGGCAUUCUUUUAGUUGUCCCCAAUGUCAUGGGCAUGAUGUGCUGGUCUCCUCCUCUGGACAAGAUGGGCAACAGUGUUAAAGGAAUUCACUUCUGUCAUGAUCUUGUUUCUUUGUGUAAUUUCCAUAACUAUGAUAAUUUGAGACACUUUGCAAAAAAGCUUGAUCCUCGAAGAGAAGGUGGUGAUCAAAGGGUAAAGUCAGUGAUAAACCUUUUGUUUGCUGCAUAUACUGGAGACGUGUCUGCCCUUCGAAGAUUUGCGUUGUCAGCCAUGGACAUGGAGCAGCGGGACUACGACUCUAGAACAGCACUCCACGUAGCUGCCGCAGAGGGUCACGUUGAAGUUGUUAAAUUUUUGCUGGAAGCUUGCAAAGUAAAUCCUUUCCCCAAAGACAGGUGGAAUAACACUCCCAUGGAUGAAGCACUGCACUUUGGACACCACGACGUAUUUAAAAUCCUUCAGGAAUACCAAACCCAGUACACACCUCAAGGAGACUCCAACAAUGGGAAGGAAAACCAAACCGUCCACAAGAAUCUCGAUGGAUUGUUAUAAUGGCCUUCAAUCCUGAGGUUGAAGUCACUUACCUAUUUAAUUGUGGAAAAUGGUUCUGAAGAACGUGUGUAUUUCUAUCUGGUAGUGAUGUAUAUUUUACAACAUUUGUUCAUUUCAGUGUUACUGGAGUUUUCUUCAUUGUGCGCACAGGACAAAUCUGAUCUCUUUGGGGAAAAAAUAGAAAUAAAACGAUCUCCCUCCAUAAUGUGAGCAAUAUUUACCUCGUGCACUGUACAAUUUGAUGUAAAAGAAAUAGUUACCACUGCUAGCUUAACUGUGUGGUCUUCAUGAUUUGUGUGUGUUGUGAACUUUCAGUUUAUGGUGAUGACCUGCUGAUACAAAUUUAUAAAUUAAGCUCUGUGGUACAGUGUCCCAGGCGGUCAAGGCUGUCUGGAGAAGCAAACUGUGUGAUUCUGAAGACUUCAAAUAUAGAUUUAGUUUGAGUGUUUGAACAACAACAUGCACUUACAGUUGAGUGUUUAAAAUGUCUUCUAUCACCCCAAUUCAUGAUAUGACUCUUUAAAAACUGUCAUAGUUACAGCUGUUAGUAGGAUAGGUAAAUUCAGAUUAGACGUAUCAGGGAAUCUGUUUCAGAUAUGUUUGGUGACCAAAAUAUAUGUGUGAAUAUAGUUAUACUUUUGAGAAAACCUUCCUUUUUCUAUGUCCCCGUAGUCCAGCCUCUGUCCUCAGGCGUUAGCUAUCUGCCUCUUCCCUCUGGCCGGGACAGGGAGUGCUGGCCAACUAUGCAGUUUUCAUGUUUCCACGGUCAGAAAAUGCAAACUUCACCCUCUGUCUAUAGAAGACGAACCAGAGACAAAAUUAUUAAGCUAAGUGUAAACUGCUCCACUUGCUGUGUCUAAGACAGUGAAGGCAUGUGCUAGUACAGCUCUUAAAGACAUCAGAGACCAAUUCAGAAGUGCUCUAUCUCCCAAAGUCAUUCUGAUGAUACAGGAACUGCAAACGACAUUUGUUUUCGAACCUGUCAUUAAAAGUCUGCAGCAGGGUAUCUGUCCUCUUCAGGGGACCACAGUCACUCCAGUCUUCUGAUUCUCUAGUGUAUAACUGGGUGGGCUUUGUAGUUCAGUAAUGAGGCCAUUUCACUUUAAAUUGAGGCCCACCGUUUCUCUAAGGGAGGUAAUUCAUGAUUUAGAAAGUGGGCAAAAGGGGCCCUCGGAAUGGAAGUAACAAUUUUCUAGGAAUCGCACGUACAUUUUUUCCUCUUAUGCCUCAAAGAGAGGGGUAUGUUAGUGAGGUAUCUGAUGCUAAGCACACGUGUCCAGCGUACGCGCGCGCGCGCGCACACACACACACACACAAUGGACUUUUCUGAAGCUAUGUUUACCAAAAGGAAAAAAAUUCUCAACUACUCAAAGCUGGCUGUUACCACGGUAAGAAGGCCCCUUCCUUUGUGUGCCCUAUCAGCACACACGGCUGCUUCCAGGCUUCACCCCGCCUGCUGCGCAUGCUCACGCAGCAACCUCAGGUGCUUUGACGUCAGCUUUGUUCCCUAGACAGCACCUCCCUUGCUGAGACCGAGGCCAGCCGUUCCCUGGCGCAGCCUCUGUGUCGAGGACCCGAGGACCCGAGGACCCGAGGACCCGAGGACCCGAGGACCCGAGGACCCGAGGACCCGAGGACGGGCUGGCGGCCAGUCUUGUGCUGCUUCCUGCCCUCGGGUCUGAUGAGCCCGCAGAUGCGCGGCGUCACCACCCCGGCGUGUCAGGUGAGAUCAGCUUGCACACGCAGCAGCUUUGCGUGCCUGAAAUGGAACAUUAAGGUGGUUCCAUCACACGGCUCGAAGAGAACCCGUGAUUUUGAGGCUUUUCUCGAACAGUAAGAAGUUCAACGAUUUGGGAACAAAGAGUUUUCAUCUUUUUCAAAUCAAAGCUUUUGUAAAACCUUGGUGGUGUAGCUCAAUGCGCCCUUAUUUAUCCAUGUUACUUAUACUCUGUGCCCUCCGCUUACGUUUCUGCUAUUGGCUGGUAGUAAUGAGUAAUUUGAUUUAAAUGCUUUUGGAAUGUGCUAUUAAUUGCUGCCAUCAGUAAACUCCAAAGAGUUUUGUUUUGGCUCUAAGAUUUCCCGGGCUUUUUGUGUACCAUGAGAGCUUUAGGUGGUCCUGUUGGUUUAAAGCUUUGUAUACACCGCUGUUGCUGCUGGUCUUGGUUCUGACCCGCGCAUCUUGUCGAUAUGCUGUGUCGUCCCGUGCCCCCACCCCACCGCCCUUUAGCUGCAGAGCUGGAUUCGCUGUUCAUGCCGUUGUCUGUCCGGCAGGGACUGAAGGACCUGAUGUUGGAUUUAGAUUCUUCCUGGGGGUUACACAGCUAUGAAUGUAUUUGCUUCCAACAUCGCCCAAAGUGAACCUAAUCUUGAAACUAUAAAUUGUAAGUAUUCUGAAAUUGGGAAACAUUUAUUUUAAAUGAAAUCAGGUAGUGUUGCUUUUUACAGCAUAAUAAAUACAUGUAUCAAAAAAAAAAAAAA